AUGACAAUGGAGAGUGGUAACGGAAGUAGCGGCUCUAGUAGUGGCCGCCAAGAGCACGGCAAGUCUGUGUGUGUGUACUGCGGGUCUUCGUUUGGAACUAAAACGCUGUACUCCGAGAGCGCUGAAGAGUUGGGCGCCCUUUUCUAUAAGCUUGGGUGGCAAUUGGUGUACGGUGGAGGUACCACCGGUUUGAUGGGCAAGAUAGCAAGGUCCACCAUGGGCCCAGAUUUGAACGGGCAAGUACACGGCAUCAUCCCGGAUGCGCUCGUGUCCAAGGAGAGAACUGGUGAGGAUGAAGAGGAAAUCAACGAGGCGCUGAUGGAGUCCGUGGAAAACCAUAAGGGCUCCACCCCCAUCUCCAAGGAGUACGGGGAGACCACAAUUGUGCCAGACAUGCAUACCAGGAAGAGGAUGAUGGCCAAUUUGAGCGACGCGUUUGUGGCCAUGCCCGGCGGUUACGGGACCUUUGAAGAGAUCAUGGAGUGCAUCACGUGGUCGCAGUUGGGCAUUCACAACAAGCCGAUCAUCUUGUUCAACAUUGACGGGUUUUAUGACCAACUGCUGCAAUUCAUCAACCACUCCAUCGAAGAGGGCUUCAUUAGUGCCAAAAACGGGGAAAUCGUGCAGGUCGCAUCGACCUCACAGGAGGUCGUUGACAAAAUUGAAAGAUAUGUCGUCCCUGAAGGCCGUUUCAAUCUGAAUUGGAACGACGAAGGUCGAAGCCACGAGCAUUGUGCCAAACAAUAG
Saccharomyces eubayanus is the source of this 747-nucleotide messenger RNA. It is a transcript of the gene LOG1, whose product is annotated as Log1p. The record is from RefSeq and is a predicted model, not a curated record. Gene Ontology annotation, biological process: cytokinin biosynthetic process. The transcript has a single exon. Gene Ontology annotation, cellular component: cytosol. The coding region runs from base 1 to 747 and encodes 248 amino acids. Gene Ontology annotation, molecular function: hydrolase activity, hydrolyzing N-glycosyl compounds. NCBI's taxonomy places the organism in Eukaryota, Fungi, Ascomycota, Saccharomycetes, Saccharomycetales, Saccharomycetaceae.